Lizanozyma spartinae is the source of this 1743-nucleotide messenger RNA. RefSeq lists its product as uncharacterized. The coding region runs from base 1 to 1743 and encodes 580 amino acids. Gene Ontology annotation, cellular component: membrane. The transcript has a single exon. The record is from RefSeq and is a predicted model, not a curated record. Gene Ontology annotation, molecular function: signaling receptor activity. Lineage: Eukaryota; Fungi; Ascomycota; Pichiomycetes; Serinales; Debaryomycetaceae.
AUGCCUGAGACGACUACUCUCAGACAUCGCACAGGUUUAACUAUCGAUAAGCCACAAGUGGGCGAUAAUGGUAGCAAAUCGUCCGAGGAGUUGAUAGAGAAAUUAGAUCGGUUUCUUUCAUCAAUUGAAGCUCGUCUAGAGAACUUUGAGAAGUUCUUUCAAUUUAAAGGUGAACAAGAACGUUCCAAAAAGGAAGACCAUGAAGUCGCAGUUGUUGAUGCGGAAGAUGAUGCUGAUCAAGAAGAGAUUGAGGGUAAUCUUAAACAUACCCGAUCUCGCAGAAGAAGCUCAUUUAUGUCUAUCUCAAACCUUGACAAUGUACGUCAAAGACUUAAACUUAUUAAGGACUCCAUGUUAAAGACAUCGUUUUCUAACUUGGAGAAUUUAUACAAAACUCUUGAUGAACAGUACAAUUAUUUAUUUAAUAAUGACGCGCUGUCUCAUGAAGGAGGAGGAGCAGGAGGGGGGAUUCUGUCUACAAUCAGUAGAGAAGUGUUAUCACAAAAGAUCAUUACCACCAUUCAAUAUUUUGAUGAAAAAAUGUUACAAAUAGAUGAUUUUGUCAGAAGUAACUCUCCUAGCAGCAAGGAGGUGCUACAUGAAUCGUUUCAUAAUCGGUUGCGGUAUCAUAACUUCAAUAGGGCUUUGAAGAAGGCUGAAAAUGAAUAUUUGUCCUAUUAUGAAUUACCUUUAGGCUGGAGAGAGAAUAAGUACAUUGUUCAUGGCUAUAGGUUUUCAUUGCAUCAUGGUUCAGUUUUGAAAUCGCUUUUUCAUUUCAAUCACAAUGAAACUUGGAAUAUAUGGACUCAUAUAUUUGGACUUGUUUUGAUGAUUUAUAUUACAUUGGUUCAAUUUCCUAGUACCGAAAUUUAUCAGAAGAAUACCUUUGUUGAUAAUGUUCCAAUCUAUGUGUUUUUGUUUGCUGGAAUGGCAUGUCUUUUCAAUUCUGUUAUUUGGCAUUGCUAUUCGUGUGUGGCCCAUCUACCUACCAGAGCUCUUUGUGCAUGCUGUGAUUAUUCAGGUAUAACCGUCUUAAUCACAUGUUCCAUUACUGCUGUUGAAUAUGUGGCCUUGUAUAAUUAUCCUAUUUGGCAAAAAUCCUUCAUGAUCAUUUCAGCCUUGUGUGGUUUGACAGGGUUUGGAUUCAACUGGUCUCCUUAUUUUGAUAAGCCAGAAUGCAGAUCCUUAAGAAUUGGGUUUUUUGUUGGAUUAGCAUUUGUGGGGAUGAUUACCUUUUUCUGUUCUUGUAUAUUUGAAGGGUUCAUUAAAUCAUGCAUUUAUUUUGGUCCUUUGUUCUACAAGAGUUUUAUUUGGUAUUGGACUGGGGUGGUAUUUUAUGGUGGGUUGUAUCCUGAAAGAUGGAGAUACGAUAUAAUUAUUGAAGAUGACAUGACUCAUGCUAAGGCUCAUUCUCAUUUACAUGAUGCCAUGGAAGUAAUAACGGAUAACAUUGAGAAAUCUGGUGAAGAUGAAAUUCAGAUGAUUGAAGAUGAUAUUGAUAAGGCUAUUGAGAAGGCUGAUCAUUUAUUGUCCAGUCAAGAAGAGGAAUCUGAACUAAAUAGUAUCAUCGAGAAGCAUUUUCCAGAGAAACCAAUGUAUACACCAUAUGCCAAGGAUUUUAUGUCUUUAUGGUGGGUUGAUUAUAUUUUUCAAAGUCAUAAUAUAUGGCAUAUAUGUGUUAUUUUGGGUGUAUUGGGUCAUUAUUCAAGUUUAUUACAAAUGUAUGGGGUUUUAAAUAAUUAG